Molecule: messenger RNA, 1358 nt
Organism: Rhizophagus irregularis DAOM 181602=DAOM 197198
Lineage: Eukaryota; Fungi; Glomeromycota; Glomeromycetes; Glomerales; Glomeraceae
Source: RefSeq, a predicted model, not a curated record
AAGAGUAGUUUAUAUAGGAGAUGUAGAAAAAAGAAAACAAGUGGAGAAUAUAAAGAACCUGGCACAGGGGGAAAAUGGUGUCAAUCUUAAAAAUUGGACUAGUGGAUAUAAAGAUAUUGAUGAAUUUAUACAACAAUCACAACUUAAUGCUGUGCAUUGUAAAAAAUAUAUUGAAUGGAUACCUUUUGAAAAUUUUAAAGAUAUUACUUAUAUUACCAGAGAUUAAAACUCAUCUUCAGAUUUAUCUUUGGGAUAUUGUUCAAUGUUAUGGAAUAACUCAAGAUCAAAAUACCAAAGAUUAUAUGAUGGUUUUAGAAUAUUGUAGAGAAGGAAAUUUGAGAAAUUACUAUCUCAACAAUGAAUCAGAUUAUUAUUCAAAAAUUAAUAAAUUACAACAAAUUGUAAGUGGACUUCUAGAUAAUCAUAAUGCUGGAAAAGUUCAUAAAGAUUUUCAUUCAGGCAAUAUAUUACAUAGAGAUUAUCCACUUAUAAGUGAUUUAGGAAUGUGCCAACCAGCAAAUAAUGAAAAGCAAUCAGUUAAACAAGAAGGAAUUUAUGGAGUAUUACCUUAUAUGGCACUAGAAGUUUUACGUGGAUAUCAAUAUACAAAAGUAUCUGAUAUUUAUUCAUUUGGAAUAAUGAUGAAUGAAUUUAUAUCUGAAGAAACUCCUUAUAAUAAUAUUCCUCAUAAUCAUGCUUUAUCUAUUAAAAUAUGUAAAGGACUUAGACCAAAUAUUUUCAAAUAUACACCAAAAUUACUUGCAGAUUUGAUUACUAAAUGUUGGGAUGCCAAAGCAGAAAAUAGUCCAACCACUAAAGAAUUGUAUCAAACAUUAAAUAAAUGGGAUGAGUGUAGAGCAAGUGAAGAUAGUGAUACUGGAUUUCAAAUAUAUGAAUAUAAUGAUAAAAUUAAAUUAAACAGAACAAAUUCAGAAUGUUUUGAUUGUCAAUUAGACGAAUUAGAUCUUGAUGAAAUUAAUCAAGAAGAAGAAAAUAAUAAUACUGAAUGAUUUUUUAUGAGAAUCAAAGAAUUUAGUUUGAUUAAAAUUAUAUUAUUAAAUUAUUUCUUUUAUACUAGCUAUUUUGGUUUGAUAAAAAUAAAUUAUAAAUUGGUUAGUUAUUGAUUGUUCAUUUAUGUAAAUUAAUGUUAUCCUUAAACUUUUUGACAUGAUAUGAUGUCAUUCGCCCCUAGAGGGACUCAGGAAUUUUUAGUAUCAAAAAUCCUAUUUGUCACGUCCUAUUUGCCAAUAUAGGGUAAUCAUAGUAGUCAUAUGAGUUUUAUUGUCAGUGACAUCUUUCGAUAGUAAAGUUGAAUAUUAUUUUCCUUUAUUGAGAAUCUAGAAUAAAAUUAUUAAAAA